Molecule: messenger RNA, 3437 nt
Organism: Hippoglossus stenolepis (Pacific halibut)
Lineage: Eukaryota; Metazoa; Chordata; Actinopteri; Pleuronectiformes; Pleuronectidae
Product: transcription factor Sox-8
Exons: 3
Coding region: 300-1700 (466 amino acids)
Biological process (GO): morphogenesis of an epithelium; negative regulation of transcription by RNA polymerase II; neural crest cell development
Cellular component (GO): nucleus
Molecular function (GO): RNA polymerase II cis-regulatory region sequence-specific DNA binding; DNA-binding transcription factor activity, RNA polymerase II-specific
Source: RefSeq, a predicted model, not a curated record
GCUGUAACGCGUCGCUCCGCAGCUCACAGUGUGGAGCGCAACUUUCACGACCGCACCUCUCAUGACAGCCUCGGGAAACAAGACAGACGAAGACAAACAAACAGGGGAGCGGAGGGAAAACAGCGGACUCCUGCCUACUGACAUUAUUAAAGGGAUUUACUGCUGUGCGUAAAAAGGCGCACGGGGCUCUCUGCUGCGCGCCUCCAUCCAGCGGUAACAUUUGAUUUGCUUCUUUUGUUUUAAAUUUGGCCAUUGCAGCUUGUUCUCGGAUCUUCAUCCCCCCUCCCCCCCGCAACAAGAUGUUAAAAAUGACAGAGGAGCAUGACAAGUUAGGGAGCGACCAGCCCUGCAGUCCAUCAGGCACGAACAGCUCCCUGUCUCAGGACGAGUCCGACUCCGACGCGCCGUUCUCCCCGACGGGAUCCGACGGCCAGGGCUCCCUGCUCGCCGGCCUGGGCAAGAAGCUGGACUCCGAGGACGACGACCGGUUUCCGGCUUGCAUACGGGACGCGGUUUCUCAGGUGCUCAAGGGAUACGACUGGUCCCUGGUGCCGAUGCCCGUGCGAGGGAACGGAUCUCUGAAGAGCAAACCCCACGUCAAGAGACCCAUGAACGCGUUCAUGGUCUGGGCGCAGGCGGCCCGCAGGAAGCUGGCGGACCAGUACCCACACCUGCACAACGCCGAGCUGAGCAAGACGCUGGGGAAACUGUGGCGUUUGCUCUCAGAGAGUGAGAAGAGGCCGUUUGUAGACGAAGCAGAGAGGCUCCGGGUUCAGCACAAGAAAGAUCAUCCAGACUACAAGUACCAGCCUCGGCGACGGAAGAAUGUGAAACCGGGCCAGAGCGACUCGGACUCAGGAGCAGAGCUGGCACAUCACAUGUACAAAGCUGAACCAGGGAUGGGAGGACUGGCAGGGAUGACCGACGGGCACCACCCCCCUGAGCAUGCAGGGCAGCCCCACGGUCCCCCAACACCGCCCACUACUCCCAAGACAGAACUGCACCACGGGUUGAAGCAGGAUCUGAAGCACGAGGGCCGUCGCCAUGUCGACAGCAGCAGGCAAAACAUCGACUUCAGCAACGUUGACAUCUCUGAGCUCAGCACCGAUGUCAUCAGCAACAUGGAGACCUUUGACGUGCACGAGUUCGACCAGUACCUCCUGCUCAACGGCCACACCUCAGGCUCCUCCGGCCUGCCCGCAGACCACAGCCACGGGCAGGCUCCAGCGCCCGGCAGCUCUUACACUUCCUCAUACAGCCACGCAGGCGCCAACGGGUCAGCGUGGAGUCGCAAGAGCGCCAUGUCCUCCUCCUCCACCAGCGAGGUGGGCCAGCACCGACUCCAUAUUAAAACGGAGCAACUGAGCCCCAGCCACUACAGCGAGCACUCCCACGGGUCCCCUUCACACACCGAUUACGGCUCCUACAGCAGCCAGGCCUGUGUCACUUCAGCCGCGUCAGCUGCCUCGGCCGCGGCCUCUUUCUCCAGCUCCCAGUGUGACUAUACUGACCUCCAGAGCUCCAACUAUUACAACCCUUACUCUGGCUACCCCUCCAGCCUCUACCAGUACCCUUACUUCCACUCAUCCAGGCGGCCCUACAGCAGCCCCAUCCUCAACAGCCUGUCCAUGGCUCCUGCCCACAGCCCCACUGCCUCCAGCUGGGACCAGCCCGUCUACACCACACUGUCGCGACCUUAAGGGGACGAGAAGCCGUCAGUUCGCACACGAAAACUCAUUCAGAUUGAUGCACUACUAAUGAAGGACGUAAGGUGCAGGUGGAGGAGUGUGUUUGGUGGGUAGUAAGUUACCUGUGACCAUUUGAACGUGAAGCAAACAAAUGAAAAAAAAAGUGCCUGCUGAUUUUAUACAAAGUUAUAUUGUUGCGGUGAAAAAGACACUUAAGACUUUUUACAGGGACAAAUUGUGUUGUUGGUGAGCCAAACUCCUCCAUGAGGACAUGUCACCUACGCCUACAUCCUGUACACCCCUCAUCUUUCCAGUUAAAGAUUGCACGUGUGCGCACACUUGAGGUAGAGCAAAGGCCUGCCCCCGAGUUGUGUAGGAGAGGAACGGUUUUGGCCAAAUUGUGAUGUGGAGCAGAUGGAGAAGCCGACAUAUUGGAGAAUAUACACGGGACCAAUUAUGUAAAUUUGCAGUAAAAUUUACAUUAAUGGCCAGAGCUAUAUCGCAGCACACUUGUCCAUUUGCAUUAGUGGAUCCGUCUUAACUAAAUUGCUCAUAUGAAUCUUAUAGUGUCAUUUUGGCAUAAAAGUCUUAUGUAUUUAUGUUCAUGCAUUAUUGGUUUUAUUUUAUUUUUUGUUCUCAAGUAGAUAACACAUGUAAUGUGGGUUUGGUUAUUUACAGUACUGUUUGGCUUGUAUUGAAAACACAGUAAGUGAAGUGAAGGACAGCACGAGCUCAGUGCAUUUUAUAUCAUUCCAUUGAAGAAGAAUUUCCGGUCCAAUUUCCACCCUUUCCUGCGUCUCCGUUCCCUAUUGCAAGAAAGUGGCGCAGGACCGACGUGCACAGGACAGAACAGGUGUCUGAAAGCUAUGCUUGGCAAAUCGCGAUUAGUCAUGAUCUAGGGUUAAAGGAAAUGGGGUAAAAUAACACCACGCACUCUGAGUGACAUGUCAGCUGGACCUCCUGUAUACGCGGAUGGACAACGCACGCACAUGUGUACGUACGUGCAUCCAUGUGUGUGCGUCAGGGAGAUAAAGUGCAGCUCUACGCGUGAGAGAGGAGAUACAUAUCCCGUGAUAUAAUACACACAAGUGAUACUUACGACCACUCUUAUCAUUUCAACUUUUUCCGUAAUUUAGAGUCGGGUUUAAAGAGGAAAUUACUUGUUUGAGUAUUUGCCCAAAUUUAUCCGAGCCAUCGCUCACUGCUGCAGUGUCUCGUAAAAAACAACAAAAACGUCUUUGUGCCUUCUAAUGCUUAUCGUCAGUAUUUCAGUAUAAGACAUUGAAUUAUUAACAAACAUCCGGCAGCACACAAUCAGUAAUCCACACCAGAAAGUCCCACAGUUAACCCGCUCCUCUUUAUAUCCUUAAUUUGACUAUAUCCUGAAUUUUAAAUCAUUCCUUGGUUUGUCAUAUUCUGUGAGGUGCUGUAUGAGAAACACAUACAGUGCAUCCCGGUACAAGUUUUGUCCACAGAACCGUGUUUUUGUAUAUUAUCCUGGUGCAUAAUUUGACAUCAUUCCUUCUAGCCUUGGUUUGUCGUGUUCGGCGAGACGCCGUAUGAGAAGCACACAGAGCAUCACGUUCCAGGUUCUGACCACAGAACCGUGUUUUUGUAUAUUAUUCUGGUGUAUAAUUUUGAGAGAGGCUGUGAAAACUAUUGUUCUAUUAACUAGAGUUUCAUUCACACAUGCACAGCUAACCCAUGCGCUGGCCAUUUUUGGUUCAAAAUAAAAGAUACUGUUCUUGA